This is a messenger RNA of Trematomus bernacchii (emerald rockcod), 3445 nucleotides long. Its product is annotated as guanine nucleotide exchange factor VAV3-like. The record is from RefSeq and is a predicted model, not a curated record. Gene Ontology annotation, molecular function: guanyl-nucleotide exchange factor activity; protein binding. Lineage: Eukaryota; Metazoa; Chordata; Actinopteri; Perciformes; Nototheniidae. Gene Ontology annotation, cellular component: cytoplasm; plasma membrane. Gene Ontology annotation, biological process: regulation of GTPase activity; cell migration; intracellular signal transduction.
ACAUGAAGGAGUUCAGAGAGACGAGGGGACGCCGCUGAGCGCAGCUACCAUGCCGUACACAGGCUUCAGAUAGGGACAAAGUUUACACAUUUGGUACUAACCUUCUGUUUUCACCGACAACAUGGAGUACUGGAGGCAGUGUGCGAUGUGGCUGAUCAGCUGCAACGUGCUGCCCGCCAACCACCGGGUGACUGCGGACACCGCGCAGGUGUUCGACCUGGCGCAGACCCUGCGGGACGGGGUGCUGCUGUGCCAGCUGCUCAACAACCUGAAACCUCACACCAUCAACCUGAAGGAGAUCAAUCUCAGGCCGCAGAUGUCACAGUUCCUGUGCUUGAAGAACAUCCGCACCUUCCUGACGUCUUGCUACGAGGUGUUUGGGAUGAGGAAGACUUACUUGUUUGAAGCCUUUGAUCUCUUCGAUGUUCGAGACUUUGGAAAGGUGAUGGACACUUUAUCCAAGCUCUCCUACACAACAACUGCACAACAAGGAGGAUUCAAGCCAUUUCCAACGGAGGAGAGCCUGAGAGACGAGGACAUUUACAAUAAUCUGGAAGACUUGAUUGAUGAGAAUGAGAUUGAAAAUGAUGACGACUUGUAUGCAGCGGUGUACGGGCUGGAGAAGACAACGCAGGGGGGGGAGAUCUAUGAAGACCUUAUGAGGACUGAGCAGCAUGCCCCAUUGAAGCAGGCGGAGGUGGAUGUCCGCAGCUGCUGCCUCACAGAGAUCAAACAGACGGAGGAGAAAUACACCGAGACCCUGGAGUCCAUCGAGAAGUAUUUCCUGAAUCCUCUGAGGACAUUCUUCUCUGCAGCUGAAAUUGACAAAGUUUUUGUCAACAUAACGGACCUGGUUAAAGUUCACAAGAGCCUGAUGGUCGACGUGCAGGACUCCAUCUUAAACAAAAAUGCUUUAAACCUCUACCAGAUAUUCAUUAGCUACAAAGAAAGACUGCUCAUUUAUGGGAUGUACUGCAGUCGGGUGGAGAUUGCCAUUGCUGUUUUAGACAUCAUUUGCAAAGAGAAAGAGGAUGUUCGCUUGAAGCUGGAGGAGUGCUCAAAGAGGGCCAACAAUGGGAAGUUUACACUGAGAGAUCUGCUUGUGGUCCCGAUGCAGAGAGUCCUCAAGUACCAUCUACUACUUCAGGAGCUAGUCAAACACACUCACGACGCUGCUGACAAGAGCAACUUGAAGAUUGCACUUGAUGCCAUGAAAGACCUGGCUCAGUUUGUCAACGAGGUGAAGAGAGACAAUGAGACUAUAAGAGAGAUCGACCAGUACCAGCGGUCUAUUGAAAACCUGAAUCAGCCUCUAAUCAACUUUGGUCGCCCGAAAGGUGACGGGGAAGUGCGCAUGGUCUCCAGUGUGGACAAGAGGAAACAGGACAGACACAUCUUUCUAUUUGACGUGGCCGUCAUUGUUUGCAAGAGAAGAGGAGACAACUAUGAGAUGAAGGAAAUCCUCGACCUCAACUAUUUUAAGAUCACAAACAACCCCACCACGGACAGAGAGAGUAAAAAGUGGUGCUACGGGUUCUACGUGACUCACCAGCAGGGGCACACAGGCUUUGAACUCUUCUUCAAGACCAGAGAACUAAAGAAGAAGUGGCUGGAUCAGUUUGAAAUGGCCAUAUCAAAUAUUCGCCCUGAGAAAGCGAACCACAACUCCCACCAGUUCAAGAUGCACACCUUUGAGAGAAUCACUUCCUGUAGUUUCUGUCACCUCUUGCUCAGGGGCAUCUUUAACCAGGGUUAUCUCUGUGUUAAAUGUGGGCUGGGGGCUCAUAAGGAGUGUCUGGGACGACUGGGAAUCUGCGGGAGAACAGAUUCCACCAAGCUGAAGCCCAAGGGUACUUCCUCUCCCCAACAACAGGAAAUCCCAACACCACCAAACUCAGGUUUACCCAGGAUGGUUGUGAUCAGAGACUACAGUGGCAUCCCCUAUCCGCAGUGUGGGCCCCCACUAAGCAUUCAUGCGGGGGAUGUCAUUGAACUGAUGUUUGCCGACCUGCACAGCUCUUGGUGGCAGGGGAGAAUCCUGGCAACAAGCAAGAUUGGCUUCUUUCCAAGUGACGCUGUGAGGCCAUGCCCAUGUGUUCCAAAACCUGUCGAUUACUCGGCCCAGCCCUGGUUUGCAGGGCCUAUGGAGAGAUACCAGGCUGAGGUGGAGCUUCUGGACCGAGGAAACAGCACCUAUCUGAUUCGACACAGGAGUAAAGAAUGCACUGAAUAUGCCAUAAGUAUAAAGUUCAACGAUAAAGUCAAGCACAUUAAGAUUCUGACUAAGGAUGGCUGCUUUUACAUCGCUGAGAGCCGGCUGUUCAGGACUGUGCUGGACUUGGUGGAAUACUACAAGCAGCACUCACUAAAGGAGGGUUUCAGCAGUCUUGACACCUCUCUGCAGGUCCCCUAUAGGGAGAUGUCCAAUGGAAACACGCCCAAGGCCAUUACCAAGGCUGGCAGUGUGUUUUCCCCCAGGGUGGUGGGUAUUGCAGUGGCACGCUAUGACUUCAGCUCCAGAGACACGCGGGAGCUCUCCCUGCAGCAGGCUGACAUCAUCAAGAUCUACACCAAGAUGACCAAUGGGUGGUGGAAGGGAGAGGUCGACGGCAGGAUAGGCUGGUUCCCAUCUACCUACGUGGAAGAGGAGGAAUGACUUUGGGGGAUGGAUGACAUCAAGUCAGCGUACAUUCAAAGUUGACCUCCUCCUGUGAGCGCCAUGCUGCUCCGCCACUCUCUGUGCCCUGCCAGUCAGAUCUAUUUGAUAAAAACCCGGGGACUCAAACUGAAGAGGAAGCGGUGAUGCCCUCAAAAACCUUCUCUUGCCCUCUGACAGACUCUCACACAGAGCAGAUGUCAAAUCACAGAUUCCAGGAGUAUCUGGCCUCUCUGCGGCCCUGUCUGUCCCCCGGUCCCACUGGGAAGUGCAUGUGCUGUUCCCAGAUAACCCUCACUCCUCCUUUCCUGCUCACCUUGUCUUAUUAUUGAUGACUACAUUGGCUGGUGUGAGACUCGCCUUCACUGUCAUCAUGUUUCAAUAGGAAGGCUCAGUCACCCAACUGGAACACAGAUCCUGCUGACAGCGCACUGCGCCCAGGUACCGCAACUAAUUGAAAUGCAGGAGCUGAGGAGUUUGACUGUUGUUGGAACAAUAAAACCCUCUUGGCUGUUCAGAUAUUUGUGUUCGACUCUCUGUCUGACUUUUUAAAGUUUAAAUCACUGGACUGAUGUAAACUACUGUAUGUGAUAUUUAUAUACUUUUGCUGAGUUUUGAUUUGACACUGUUUCGAUGAAGGAUUGAUCUGUUAUGCACAUGUGCUGUUAUUGUAACCUUAAUUACAAUAUGUCUUGUUGAGCAAAAGGUCAUUUGUUCAUAUCAUCACAGGAUAAUGUUUUUAAAAGUUUUGGUAUCCACCACUGAUAAAACGAUGUCUCCAAGCUUUGA